AUGAUCUCUUCUGUUACUCGCCAGCUAGUGAGAUCUGGCCCUAGACUCUUCCUGAGACACCAAUCCAAUGUGUUGAACACAAGCUCAGUCGUCUUCAACCAUUCCAAGGGCCCGGUCACUUUAAAGUUCACCGACCAACACGAGUGGAUAUCCCACCACCCAGACGGUGUCACCUACGUGGGUAUCACCAAAUAUGCUUCCGAUGCACUGGGAGACACCACAUUUAUCGAGCUUCCCCACGAUUCCGUGGGAGAACAAGUCGCCAAGGGAGACGUGAUCGGCUCAGUGGAAAGUGUCAAGUCUGCCUCAGAGGUGUACUCACCUGUUGACGGCGAGGUUUUGGAAGUCAACACUGCGCUAGAAGAGAGUCCGGAACUUGUCAACAAAGACCCAAUGGGUGAUGGGUGGAUUGUGAAGAUCAAGGUUGAGGAGCUGGGACCUGACCUCUUAUCUGAGGAGGAUUAUGUCAAGUUAUUGCAAGAAGACUAG
Messenger RNA from Ogataea philodendri, 489 nucleotides. RefSeq lists its product as uncharacterized. Bases 1 to 489 code for a protein of 162 amino acids. Gene Ontology annotation, cellular component: glycine cleavage complex; cytoplasm; mitochondrion. The transcript has a single exon. NCBI's taxonomy places the organism in Eukaryota, Fungi, Ascomycota, Pichiomycetes, Pichiales, Pichiaceae. Gene Ontology annotation, biological process: glycine decarboxylation via glycine cleavage system; protein lipoylation. The record is from RefSeq and is a predicted model, not a curated record.